This is a messenger RNA of Solea solea (common sole), 1011 nucleotides long. RefSeq names its product trace amine-associated receptor 13c-like. Bases 22 to 1011 code for a protein of 329 amino acids. NCBI's taxonomy places the organism in Eukaryota, Metazoa, Chordata, Actinopteri, Pleuronectiformes, Soleidae. Gene Ontology annotation, biological process: G protein-coupled receptor signaling pathway. Gene Ontology annotation, molecular function: trace-amine receptor activity. Gene Ontology annotation, cellular component: membrane. The record is from RefSeq and is a predicted model, not a curated record. The transcript is spliced from 2 exons.
AUCUCCUCUCCCUCUCUGAACAUGGGGACUCUGGAGGAAGUGGAACUCUGUUUUCCCCACAUUAACACCUCUUGCAGGAGGACAAGACGUCCUUACAUGGAGACCUCACUCAUUAACAGUGUGUUGUCCUGCAUCAUUGUGCUCACUGUGAUUCUUAACCUGCUGGUCAUCAUCUCUAUCUCCCACUUCAGGCAGCUCCACACCACCACCAACCUCCUCCUUCUCUAUCUGGCUGCUGCUGACUUCCUUGUUGGUUUUGUAGAGAUGCCAUGUAUUCUCCACCACAACCAAGGCUGCUGGUUCUUGGGCGACGCCAUGUGUGGCCUGUAUUACUUUUUAGGUUUCCUCGUUGUCAGCGUUUCAGUGGGAAGCAUGGUGCUGAUAUCAGUCGACCGCUACAUAGCGAUUUGUGACCCCAUGUUUUACACCACCAGAGUCACUCUGACCAGAGUUAAACUCUGCGUUUGUCUGUGUUGGGUAUUUUCUAUUGUACACAGCAGUUGGAUAUUGAGGGAGUUCUUAAAACAGCCUGACAUGUAUAACCCCUGCUAUGGAGAUUGUGUUGUUGCUGUUAAUGUUGCUGAAGGAGUCGUUGAUCUUGUUGUGACCUUUUUAGGCCCCAUUUUGAUCAUUGUAAUUCUGUAUUUGAGAGUGUUUGUGGUGGCUGUGUCUCAGGCUCGGGCCAUGCGCUCUCACGUUACAGUUGUCACAACGGCGCGUUCCCAGAAUGUAAAAGCUAAAAAAUCUGAGAUUAAAGCAGCCAGGACUCUCGGUAUUGUAGUGGUUGUGUUUCUUCUGUGCUCGUGUCCAUAUUAUUGUUUUGUUGUUGCAGCCGAGACUAACUUGGUUGGGGAAUCAACAUCAGGCAUUGAGCUUUGGUUCUUGUUAUGUAACUCCAGUCUAAACCCUGUUAUCUACGCCUUUUUCUACAUGUGGUUCAGAAAAACCAUCAAACACAUCGUCACACUCAAGAUACUGCAACCUGGCUCCUGUGACACCAGUGUAUUGUAG